Molecule: messenger RNA, 1557 nt
Organism: Mixia osmundae IAM 14324
Lineage: Eukaryota; Fungi; Basidiomycota; Mixiomycetes; Mixiales; Mixiaceae
Exons: 4
Coding region: 1-1557 (518 amino acids)
Biological process (GO): pentose-phosphate shunt, non-oxidative branch; D-ribose metabolic process
Cellular component (GO): intracellular membrane-bounded organelle
Molecular function (GO): ribose-5-phosphate isomerase activity
Source: RefSeq, a predicted model, not a curated record
AUGCCGUCACCAGCGCUGACGAAUCUUUCGACGCCGAGCAGACCCAGCUCCGGCGCCUCGUCGCCCGCUGCGGCCAACAAUCCUCAUUCUAUCCUGUCGCCCUUAUCCCAAGCCAGCAGUGCCCUAGACUCGCUAGCGGUCUCGGACACCGAGGAAACGGAGCACUCGAUGACGAGCAAGUCUCCGCUUGACGGCCAAGGCAGUGGGCCCGCAGGCACUCGAGAAGCAGCCAAGCAGUCAAACUCGAUUGACGAGCAUGAGGAUAAGCAUUUGCUGCCGCUCCAGCAGAUGCAGCAGCCUGCCAAACCUGCGGAGUAUGAUGAAAAGGGGGCAAGGAGACGAGAUAUCUAUGCGGCUGCCGCGUCUGCGAACAAGCGGACCCCGACGACGCCCAUACCCACUUCCUCCGGCGAAUCAUCAAGGCGACCGUCUGCUAACGGCGUCAGACCGACCGGAUUGACGCCCAGCACGGAGAUCACACCCUCCUCCUCGAAAAAGUCCUCAGAUUCUUCUGCGAAAAAGAACGAACAGCCUCUGAAGGAAGGACGGCAGCCUGUCGCAACAAAGGAGGCCUCUAUACCCACGCUGAAUCAUGCAACACCUUAUGGCUUCAUGCGACCCGGUCUGGUCUCCCACAUGUCUGUAGCGGGAAGCAUGAGCCCAACAUACGCUUCUACUCCUAUGACUUCACCACAAUCGACGCGUGUGCUGUCCGAAAGCCCCAAACUCGCCGGAACACCCUUGUCGACGUCGCAGACGAUAGAGCCGGAUCACAAGCCCAAGAAGAUUGUCGCCAUACCGGGCUUGCCGGCUAUAGAAGCUGCCAAACGGUUCGCAGCUUUCCAAGCUGUCGACAGGCAUGUCCUUCCGCACCACCGCGUCAUCGGCAUAGGAUCAGGUUCGACUGUCCCCUAUGUCAUCGAGAGAAUAGUAGACCAAGGACCAGAAGUCAAUGAGAAGCGCUGGUUCGUCCCGACAGGCUUUCAAAGCAAGCAGUUGAUCUGUCAGGCGAAGCUCAAGCUCGGUGAUGUCGAUCAGUUCCCCUCCAUCUCUGUCACCAUUGACGGCGCAGAUGAUGUCGACGAACGGUUGAAUGCGAUCAAAGGCGGAGGCGCCUGUCAUCUUCGCGAGAAAGUGCUGGCAGAAGCAAGUGACGACUUCGUCAUCGUGGCUGACUAUCGCAAGAACAACAAAGUCCUAGGCGAUGCGUGGAAACAAGGCGUACCCAUCGAGACACCGCCCUUUGCGUGGAGUAAAGUUCUGAGUAAUAUCGAAAGGAUACCCGGCGCACUCGAGCCCGUGCUACGGAUGGGCAAAGCGAAAGCAGGUCCCGUCGUCACAGACAAUGGCAAUUUUAUCAUUGAUGCGCCCUUUGAGAACUGGGUCAUGAGGGAACCCGAAGUACUGCUACAGAAGCUCAAGAUGCUCACGGGUUGCACGGAGAUCGGUCUCUUCUGCGGAAUGGCUUCGACUGUCUACUUUGGAAAUGAGGACGGCUCAGUGACCGUCAAGCGAUCAGACGGCACGACAGACACGAUUCACAGCGAGGACAGCUGA